AUGGUCGAGCUGAUCUCUCCUCCCGACCCUCACUCAUUGAUUCCUCCUCUCCUCGCCUGCUUGCCCACUUCAUUUGCCUCUCCCAGGCCACCGCCAGCACUGCUUCCUCUGUUGUCGCCUAUUCUUCGCCAGAGACUACACAUCCACACCUCGGGCGCCUCAACAAACAAUUGGUCACCUUUGCUGACUUGGGACGCCGCCAAAGGAGAAUCGUUGAAGGACACCAUCGAGAAUGCCACCUUCGAGCCUCACCCCGCAUCAGGGGAGAUCGAGGUUGGAGACACAGAGCCUAUAACAUACAAGCGAUUCGAUCACGAAACAUUGAAGGCCCAGAUAUCACUACAAGAAUGGCCAUUUACCAUCAUAUACCUUUGGUGCACAGGUAGUGAUGAGGGAAAUGCUUGGAAGGUGGCCGAGGUGUUACCGCUGGAUCCAGAUCUCCGACAAGACAGUACCUGGUCCUCAUCCAUUAGUCAUGCCAAUGAAAGCGCAAACGAGAGGCUGGUGACGGAAGCCUUGCAGGACGCAGACAGAGCAGCCCUACCUCCCCAAAGAAAUCUCUCCGUACCGCCUGCGGAUGAGGAUGAUUACUGGGCCAUGUACGAUAAGACACCAGGCAGAACACCGGCACGAAUAGCGUCUGUGGAGCCAAAGCUGGCUGGCACGUCCGAGGAUGAUUACUAUGCACGUUAUGGCAGUGUACAGCCUGCAAUGGACAGCCACGACCCAGACGAGAUGAUAGAGGAUGCAGGACAGUCGACGUUGCAGGGGCAUGUGUUGGAGAACUAUCUGUCACGAGACUCUGAAGUACAGAGAGAGCGAAGCCCCCCGCCAUACCACGGUAUCCUGGGCCUCGGCCUCAAUGCCGGUGGUGGUGAUGGCGAUGAGAAAGGACUGGAAGUGACGCAACCAGUUCCCUCGUCGCCGUCAACAAAGUCCUCAGAGGCGGUGGCAAGGCUGGAAGAACAUGCUGAACGGUACGGGCUGUCAGACAUUGGCAUCAGACAACAUAUAGGAAGUAGUUUGAAGAGCAUGUAUCGGUUGGCCAAAAGUGCGGGAAUGGAUCGCGAAGAGUUUGAAAGCAUUGUGCAGAGAGAACUGGAGACAUUGAGCAUAUAUGACCAUGCAUGA
This is a messenger RNA of Exophiala aquamarina CBS 119918, 1131 nucleotides long. RefSeq lists its product as uncharacterized. Bases 1 to 1131 code for a protein of 376 amino acids. The transcript has a single exon. Lineage: Eukaryota; Fungi; Ascomycota; Eurotiomycetes; Chaetothyriales; Herpotrichiellaceae. The record is from RefSeq and is a predicted model, not a curated record.